Molecule: messenger RNA, 11098 nt
Organism: Rhipicephalus sanguineus (brown dog tick)
Lineage: Eukaryota; Metazoa; Arthropoda; Arachnida; Ixodida; Ixodidae
Gene: bbx
Product: mediator of RNA polymerase II transcription subunit 1
Exons: 9
Coding region: 365-2830 (821 amino acids)
Biological process (GO): regulation of transcription by RNA polymerase II
Cellular component (GO): nucleus
Molecular function (GO): RNA polymerase II transcription regulatory region sequence-specific DNA binding; DNA-binding transcription factor activity, RNA polymerase II-specific
Source: RefSeq, a predicted model, not a curated record
UCGGGCUUCUCUCCGCCGCCGCCGCCUGCGCGCUCGCCCGUCGCUGGCUGUGCUGCCGCCGUCGCUGUGUGUGUGUGUGCCCCGUUGGAAUGGGGUUGCCUGCGGCGCACCUGUAGUAGCACCAGUGCCCGAACCCGGGCUCACCCACGCCGCACACCUCGGAUACACCGCCUCGCGAAAACAGUGCUUCUCUGACGCUACUCCCUCCGCCCAUGGAUUACGACCCCUCUGGAUGCCACGCUAGGCGGGCCCUUCUUCUUCAGCCGAGGCCCUGGUGGUGCGGGAUGAUGUUGAGGAGGAGGGCUGCUGCCGGGGGGAGGAGGACUGGUGUGGCGGAGCGGGCGGAGCCGGGGUGCGCAGGCCCAUGAAUGCCUUCUUCCUGUUCUGCAAGCGGCACCGCAGCGUGGUGCGCGAACGCUACCCGCACCUCGAGAACCGCGCCAUCACCAAGAUCCUGGGCGAGUGGUGGGCCAGCCUUGAGCCCCACGAGAAGCACACCUACACGGAGCUUGCCAAGCAGUACAAGGAGGCUUUUAUGAAGGCCAAUCCGGACUUCAAAUGGUGCAAGAUGCCCACCUUGCCCACGCGGUCUCCAGUGACGCGCACUAAGGGGGCCACCACAAAGGGAGACACGCUGCGCUGGAGCCCCGAGCAGACAAACUGUCCCCGGUCGGACAUGCCACGGGUGCCCACCCUUACGAAGGACCCACUGAGCAUCUCGAGGCAGAACAACAGUAGCCCAGUGCUGCAGCAGCAGGGCUCAAACUCUUUGGACGAGCCACCGACGACAAAGCCAAUGACCGAGUCUGGUGGCAACGCGGCCGAGCAGUCUGGUGCUCCCAACCCGACACCCCCAAGCAACCCGCAGCCAGUCAGCUGCAAGCCUCCCAAGAAGCGCUACUUGGAGAACCUCGAGAACGGCACGUACGGCGGGGGCAACGCGGGCCGGAUCAAGGAGUCCUCGUCGUCGCCGUCACCGACUCCCUCGCCGGUGCCCUGUGCACCACCGCAGAGGGCUGCCUCCACGGAUCAGCAGACUAACAAUGCCUGUUCGGCUCUGCUCGAACUUGCCGAGGGAUGCCAGGGUGGGAAGAAGCCACCAACUGCUGGAGGUCGCCAGAAAACUGGUGACCUGAACACCAAGUCACAAGAUAAUGGCAGCAGCACCCUGUCCUCUGCCACAACAACCACCACGACAACUUCGACGAGCACUAGCAGCAACGGAAGCAGCAGUCUAUGUGGAGGCGGCAAUAUGCCCCCAGCCGGCUAUGGGCCAAUCCCCAUGUUCAAUGUCGGUGCUGCCAACCGCUUCAUUGACCAGGCAUUCAGCCAGCCCACCACUGCCAGCAGCAAGUCCGUGUCACCGCCGCCGCCAUUCACGGCGCUGUCGACUUCGUCCACGAGCACGCCGCCGACUAUCUCGAGCAGUGUGACGGGCCUAGAUAGCGGAGGUGGAAGCGGCUCGGCCGCGGCCAAUGCGCGGGAGCGGGAGCGUGAGCGCGAGCGGUUCUUCAACGUGUCGUCGGCGCUGAGCCUCGCACAGUCGCUCAACCGGGGCGACGAGGAGCAGCCGCUGAACCUGUGCAAAGAGCGCCCCAUGACGACGAUCAAGACCUGCCAGCAGGACAUCAUCAACCACAUCAUCGACAAGUUCCUCUGCGGACCUAGUAAUGUGGAGCCGCUGGACGGCACCGUCUUCUCGGCGCACGGCUCUGCGCGGCAUCCCGACGACAGCCCCGCCGUGCCAGCCGUCGUGGCCGCUGCCGUCCCAGGCACAGUGCCCACGCCGAAUGCCGGACUGUACCGUGGCGGUGCGGACGAGGAAGUGUAUGACGUGCAGAAGAAGGUAGCCGCCGGAAGCCACAAGAGUGGCGUGCGGCGUAAGGGGCUUGCCGGGAGUUCGCCGAGCAAGCGUGCACGGGUCAACACAUCUUCGGCUGGGGAUGAGGACGGGGGCAGCAGCCCGGAGAGAGCGCGGAAGAGUCAGCGGUCGUGCAAGGGUCAGCGUUACCAGGCUCUCGUGUCAGAAGGCGUGCUGCCGGGCUCCAAAGAGCGAAAGGGGCUUGUCCGCAAGUCGGAUGAAGAAGGGGACGAUGAGCCCAGCAGGCUGGGUGGUGCAGGACGCAGGGAGGACGGGGCCAAGAUGCCUCGCAAGAACAGCGGCAGUUUCAACCUGGAUGCCCAGAUAGCAGCACUGCCCAAGUGUAGCAUGGAGUCGUUCACGAGACGCAAGAACAAGAAAAAGAUUGGCCGUCCAGAGGACGAAGGCAGGGACGAUCGCCCCUCUUCCGACGCCGCGGAACCAGGAGGCAUGGACCCAGACUUCCGGACCAGCUUAGCCAGGGGUGUGCGGCAACGCAGCGAAUCGGGGGCGUCUGGCACUGACGAGGCAGUAGAUGACCCCUCGAGCCCCCCACCUGUAUCCUCACCCAGUGACCAUUCGUCUGUUACGCCCAGGAAGUUCAAGACAGGGGACUUUGACCUGGAUGAACAUCUUGCUGCCCUUCCAAAGUGUGACAUUGAGGUUCUGAGCCGACGAAAAAAGGAACUACGGCGAGAUUCUGGCUCAUCUAGCGGCAGACAAGACUCCAAGGCCGAUGAUUCGGGGACAGAGUCGGACCAUGCGGGUGCCUCGGAGUCCACCGAGGAGAAUGGAGUGCGAGAAUGGCAUAGUGGUGAGGAGGAGGAAAUGGAAGAGGCUGGGCGGACCAGCCCCAAGAAGGAUAAGCGGAAGAGACGCAAAGGUGCGCUGAUGGAGGAGGACUUCCCUAGCAGCUUGGCGACUCUGGCCGACAUCGCGCUGAGUCAGAAGGAGAAGAUGCAAGAAUGACACAGGCCUAGACCUCAGCAGAGGAGGCGAAGGGGGGGCCCAACUGCCAAGCAAUAAGCAUCGUCUGCCGCAGAUCCCGGGUCUCCUUCCGCGUGAUGACCGCGCCCGGCCUCAGGCCGUCUCUCACGAUGCAGAGAUCCUUCCCCGUCUGGGUUUCCGCUCGACGAAGGUGUUGCUCUCGUGUCUCUUCUGCGGACAACGUUAUACUUUCCCUCACCCUUGGACAUUGUGACAUUUUUUUUACCCUCGUCAUCACGCGUGUGUGUGAAUGUGUGUGUGCGUGCGUGUGUGGAGUUGUAGCCCGACUGAAGAUGUAAAAACUUGACGUGCGGUGAGUCUCGGACCCAGAGCGACGCUGCGUCGGUGGUUCUUUUUGUGGAAGGGACCUUUUCGUACCCCGACCGAACUUGCCCUCGUUCGUUCGUGGCAUAGCGUUUCCUCUAGGUCAUUCGGUUGUAAGACUCCGACACCCGCACAAAUGACGGAUUUUUUGACACAGCUGUGCCGCAUAGCGCCUUCCUGUGCUCCAAGUCUUCUUUGUUGUUGAGCGCGGACACUGCCAACAACGCGAGUCGCGGAUGUGGUGUCGUCUUUCGGCGAGUUCUGGUGGGAAGUUCUGCCACUCUCGAAAAUCCUCUCAAACCUCCCUCCCCUCCUCCCCCACCUCCGACGACCAUUGGUGUCUUAAGACUGCUGCAUCACCCUUUCUGUGAUUUGUGUUGGAACCGAUUUUGUUUUUUUUUUCUUUGCAUAAUUUUAAUGCAGUGACCCUGUCUCUCUUUUUCUGGGACAGCGGUCAAGUACGUGUGAGGGCAGUGCAUUAUCUCAGCAGCAGCAGCAGCAGUCCUCCUUCUACCUAUUUUAAAAAUUUUAGAGUGCCUGCAUUAUUAUUUUUUUUUUCUGUUAUUCGUCUGAAUCUAGCUGCAGGUUUGGUUUUGGCAAACUAAGUUGGAAGAACAAAGUGUUUUAGGAGCAUUAGCUUGUCAUUUUUAGGGGCCUUCUAGGCUAAUAAUACAAGUUGAAGCUUGUUCAUGUAGAAUAAUGCGAGUGGUGACUUUUGGGUCCAUGUCUUUUUUUUUUUUGUCUGUGUAUAUAUAUAUAGGGGCUGGAAGAAAAAAAUGUUUUAGGAACUGUUCAGAGCAUUUUAAUGGUGAUCAGAAAGGCGCGUUCUUAAAUGUAAUGGCCUUCGUACCAUCACCAUGGUCUAAUCAGUCUGCUCCAAUCUGACACUGUUUUCACUUAAGACUGCUGAAUCUGCUUUUCUUGUAAGGAGAGAGAGAGAUGGAGAGAUAGAGAAAAAAAAAGAUUGUGGAGAGACUGACAAUAUGCACCAAACUGUACAUAUGCAGAACCGAAGUCACUCGUCAGAUAUAUAACAGAGUUUUAAGAAAGAAAACAAAAAAAGAAACACGGCCCGUGAAGCAGCACGGGGCCUUCGCACAUGCAACUGGAGCUACGGAUCUCGGCUGCGGUGCCUGCUAACACUUUCGACUUUUUUUUUUCUCGCGAUUGCGCACACAGGCAGCACACAACACGCCCGCACAUUCUGUACAUAAAAGCACAGCUAGAAACCACACAUUAGAUCCAGGUUUUUCUACUUCAUUGUUGUUUCUUCAGACCUUCUCCCAUUUUUGUCGCACAAGAACCGACGGCCCGGUGGCAGCGGCAUUUCUGUCCGAUCAUCUGAGCAGUAUGAGACAGCAGUAAAAGAUCGAUCGCAGUGUUUUGACGCGUACCACUAAGCAGCGGCAUUCGGGCAUGGCUCGUCCCCAUUAGAUCUUCCCCUGUAACUUUUAUUUUUUCAGUGGGUAUGCCCUUGGAGCUUUUCAUAUUGCAUCAUUUUGUGCUGAAAGUCAGUUUUGAGUCAGUUUUAAUUGGAUCGCAACGAAGUCCUGUUCUUUUAUGUGUGAUCCGUGCCAGAAGUACUGAUACAUAAUUCGAGCUAUUCGCAAGUUUUGCCUUUUCGUGUGGUGUUGCAGUAGUGUUCAUUUUGUGGACAGUGAAGCCACACUGGAAGGUAAAAUGCAUAUUGACGCAUUCUGUGUUGCUGUAAGCCGCUAAACAGCACUAGGGAAAUAGCUGCUGUUGAUUGUUUGAAAAGAAUUUGUUUGUACAACAUUGUUCUUAGCUUUUGACGAUCUAGACUUAUUAGGUGGGGCUAUAUGAGCAAUAUUAUGGUAAUCUGUUUCUUUGCCUUUACCAUUUAUCAGAUGUUGUGCAGCCUAAUGUUCCUUCUUCUUUGCAUCAUUCAUUAAUAUUGUAUUGGCUGUCUGUAAUUCUUGGACAUGGGACAGUCUACUUCGACCUACUGCAACCUAAAAAGCUACAGGCAGGAAUAACAAAUUGCAGUGCCUUUCACACAAAAAGAAAAGGCAUCAUUCUGUUAAUUAAAUUAACCAGCGUUGCUGUUUGCUGACUAAACGUACUGACGUUAGCCGAGUCUGCAGUCAGUUCUUUGCCUUCUCGUAUGGGUCCUUCGAACAAGAUUUUUAUUUCGCACCCAUUGUGCAAAUUUGUGUAGCCGCUUCCCAUUUCUCUUACUUUUGUCUGGGGACGGCGACUAGAAACGAACAAAUUUAAGCAACAAAAUCAAUUCAAGAUCAUGGUUUCCGUGGAGCAUUUCAUUUAAUAUUCUUAUCAGCAUCAAUUUCUUUCCAUGUUUGUCACUCCUCAAUGAUGUUGGCCUAAAAAGAGAUUUGACAAGGAAGGCAUGGGCGUGUAAACUGCUAGACAAUCUUGCUUUCCUUUCCUCUUCUUCUUUGCUGAAAUGGUUCAGCAUUUUUCGAGCAGUCAUAGCAGUUUGCUGCAUGCAAGUCUGAGGAAGGCUGGAGUCUUCUGUACGCUUAAUUCGAUGCACAUUUCAGGGCGAGUGAAAUUUUUAUUUUCACUUCAAGGCUCAGGGAAAGAGAAAGAAAGCAAUGCUAUGCACUCUUAUAAAACUUCUUGACACUGGCUUCCUACAACUUCUGUUUCGUGCACUGCUCUGACAGUUCAACCUGCUCAAUCGAAAACAACCCAUUCACCAUUUGUAAAGUUCGGAAGAGGCACUUGGAGGAUUUAUUUUGGCAUCCAUCUUGUCUCUAGCUUUCUUGGUGCCAUGUAUGCACAUGCGCUUACUACAAGGAUUCAAUGCAGCAGUUGUAUAUGUGGGACCUUCACAUACAGCGUGACCAUCUAAUCUGUCAGCUUAGUAAAAUGGUUAGUUUUCACGGGGCUUUGUGAGGAAAAGGAAACAAAAAAUGCGGAGUCGGUGAUCUGUGUCGAAUUUUCCUUCCAUUGUGUUCUCAUUGGCAACUGUGAGUUCAUAACUGUGCUAUGCAUUUCGAUAGGUUAUGUUUUGUGCUAGCUUACUUGUUUGGCGAGAUGUGUUGUGUGGAACGGGAUGGAACUAACGCAUGUCAGAAUUGCUUCUUCAUUUUAUUCUAGCAAAAGUUGAAUCAACAAUGGGGUCAUUUUCAUGAUUUGGCUUGGGGAAAAAGAAAGGUUUCCACUCAUUUUCCGACAUGGAAUGGGUUGAAUGUUUUAUAAGUUAAUUGUCGGAAGUUUUUCUUGCAUCUUUAGAUACUGCAGCUACUUAAUGAAAAGACGAGGCAUUUCAUUUUUUAUGUAUUUGUGGAAGCCAUUGAUAUGUAGUAGUAGUUCUUACACUUCGUAAGGGUGUAGAGAAUGGAGUGUUAUACAAGGCUUAAUGAGAGCUCAGUCUGGAAGUGUAAAUGUGUAAAUUGCGGAAACAAGUUCGCACCUUUAGCAUAGUCUCCUAGUGCAAAUAACAGCUGAUAUUUAAAGACUUGUUGGUUUAAAGAGCAAGCUUCCCCAUGUUGCCAAGCUGAAAAUGUGAUGGCAAGGCUUACGAACGAGCAAGCUAGCACAAACAUCGCGCUGCUGAUGCUCCCCUAGGCCUAGCGAUGAACAUACCACUAUGACUGUCGCCGUGACAUUGCUGCUUAUUCGACUGGUAUUUCUAUCCAGACUAUGCAGUUUGGCCAACAAUCCCAGACAUAUAGACAACGCUGCAGCACACAUUUUUGUUUUGCUGUUCUUGUUUUGAGCUCUUUUCCGUAUUUUUUUUUUACCUUGUCCUUGUCUGGCUUGAAGCCAUUGCAGGAAAUUUUGUCUUGUCUUGGCUUUCUCGUUCUUAUUACAUUGCAGAACAAAGCAGUGAUGUGUUGCACUCAUCGUGGCCAACAUAUUUCUUAUUGAACAAAAAAACAUUGUUUUAUGUUCUCGCGCUAGUUGUGAACAGGUAUGUGACUUAUGGCCAUGUGUAUAGGUUAAAGAAACCAUUGAGAUCAACGUUAAGAAAGUAACCGUAGUAUGUUAUUGAGUUAUACUUUAUUUACCUAUGUGUACUUGCCUCGUAGUGCUGCCUAUGUUGGAUUUCUUUCGUUGUUGAGUGCAAUUUUACGAGGAAUUGUGAUGUGCUCAUUGGGAAAAAGUUGACUGGCAGUGGAGGACUGCACGUUUUGACACCUGUGUGGUCUAUUGCCAGAUAUUAAUGUAGGGUGCAAAUCUGUGAUAAUGGCACACGUAUCUGGAUAUCGCCCCUUCAAAUAUAGAUUGAGCCCCGUGAACAGGUUGUUUUGUGCACAAUCGUUCUGUUAGGAGCAGUUCCGUUUCGCCUGAGCAAGGCUGAAAGGCAUACACAGCCUUUCCUUUAUGUGUUUGUAUUGGCCUGCUGAACAUGUCAUUUUUUGUUGCAUCUUAAAGGGACACUGCAGCGGAUUGUUAACUUUGGCUUAUAUAGGUAGGCAAUUGAAAGCUUGGUAGAAAGCCUGGAAGAUGCUGAGAAACUUGAGGUGACUGCCUGCAUCUCCUUAGAAAUUUAGCACCAGCUCACUGCAAUGCCAUGCUCUCUUUUAACAGUGAGGGCGACAUUUGCGUUCAGAAGUCUGCAAAUACUUAAAAGAAAUGUGAGCUGUGUGGACAUAAUGCAGCACUGCGUUCCGGUUUGCAUUUCCCAUUCACCUUUCUGUUUUCUUGCAUGUUUGUUGCAAGGUAAAAGAAAAUUCCUCACUCGGAAAUAUUAGGAAAUUUUCCUGUAUGGAGAAAAAAAAAGACAGCACAAAACAUACUGUGAGAUCUGUGCCGUUGCAUUCAUGCCACUAAUGCCAUGUAUUGGUUGUGUCGUUUAGUUAAGGCAGUUUGGCCUUGAUUUCCCCAGCUAAUAAUUAGAUUUUCUUUUACAAUCAAAUAUGUGGAGAUGUAGUUGCAGAAUAUUAUAUUAGUCUAAGCCAGGUUAGUGUUUCCACUUGGUGUCCCUUUAAUAAAAAGCAUCCACUUUGGUUAUCAAUUCUUCUAGUAUGCGAACAGCCAAAAUCACUGUAUGGCAUGCCUAAGAGUGCUACCAAAAUCCAUCCCUGUGGCUAUUUUUACCUGUUUCUGGCUAUCUAUGCCUUUAACCACGCUGCUGUGUUGCUUUUGUCACACCUCACAUCUCCUCUCUCCUACUUCGUAUCAUUUUGAGUUUUUAAAGAAAAGCUAAUCGAUGACACUUCAUGAAGUCAGUGAUUCUUUGCUUCAUACUUAUGCCUCUUCUUCACAAGAUGGUUUAAAGUUGCUUGACCAUAGCCUUUGAGCUUCUGUGGCCAACAAGAAUGUUGAAUUUGCAUAAAUCAUCUUUUACCAGCUAGAUUUGGCAUGUACAAUAUACUCCUACAGCUUUGAUCAAAUGGGAAUUGGGCUACGUAAAGCAGAAGCUUGACUCGUUUGCAUUGUAAUGUCAUGACUUCUCAAUCUACUAAAUCUGCACUUAUGCUAAUUGUGAGCCCACAAAAUGAUGUGUGUGGUGCACUGCUUAGGCCAGUGACUCUUGGCUGUGUGGGAUUCGGAAAAUAUUUCUUCACUCUUGUGACUAGUUCUUCCUGUGCCUCAUAUUUUAUUUUGUUGGCUGUCUUGCUGUUUUUGUCAUGCAUUCAUUUCUGUAGAAACCUCAUUGUGUGCGCUGGUCGCAUUUUCUUUUUUUCUUUGUAUUUGAAAUGCUGGAAGGUAAUUUCUAUCUUUUUUCAGAAGUUUACUAUGGUUAAGUGUUAAUCAUGUUGUCAUGCUGCAGAGCGCUAAAAAGUGCUUGUGAAUUGGAAACUAUCGUACUUAAACCUCAGUUGAAUCUUUAGACCACUGGAACAAUACAAGGGAAAUGGCUACGACUGCACUCUUUGCAUCGCAUCCGUACUUGCAGCAAACAUGUUUCAUUUGGCUUUGCACAUUUGUAUGAGUACUUUGUCAAAAUUUACUGUGCACCUUGAAUGCUCUGGUACAUUUAUUAGGCUGCAAAGCAAUUUUAUUUGCUUGUUUCAGAGAUGUCGAGUUCCUGUGUGUCAGAAUUACAGCUUUGAUUUUUUGUAGGGUUGCGCAAAUAUUACAAUAUAUCGAAUCAAACAGUGUGCUAUUCGAUAUGGUCAUCGGCUAGAAUCGGCACUAUUUUUAAAUUAAAAUAUUUGAGGCUACGUUGCUUGGGGAGCAUUUGUAUACACUCAAACCUCAUUAUAACAAAGUCGCAUCUGCUACGAAAAUAACUUCGUUAUAUCCGAAAAUUCGUUAUAAACGUUUAUUUGUAACACUGUAGCUAUGACAAGACUAUUCUUCAUUUACUUCGUUAUAACCAAUAAUUCGUUAUAUCCGUGUUCGUUAUGACGAGGUUUGAGUGUACACGUGUCUAGCUCCGCAAGUAAUGUAGCCUCAAAUAUUAGACUUUAACAUGAUUAUUCGCACUUCCUGAAGAGUUCUUUGCAUGCGAGGAAUCUGAAUAUUCAUUCCUGAUGUCCCAUUUGUGCUUUUAGUACUGAAAAUGUGGAUGCGAGGAGGUGACUAUUGCUUCAUAUGUAGCGCAAAAACGACUCGUUCAUAUUCAAAUUCAAUUCAAUUCAAUUUGCUUCAGGCGCUUUGUAUUUCAUGCGGUCUCAAUGAUCACUAUUUGCACACCACUAAUCUUUCGUGCUCCCCUUUUGGUGGUUGUGGACUUGCCAUUGUCGGCCUGUCUGCUGCGAGGACGAGAAUUGCAUGUUGCUAGUGGAUACAAUUGACGGGACAAGGAAGACAGCCCGUCUAGCUUUUACCGCUCUUCUUGAGCACACACAUACAUAGUUUCACCGCAUACAUGCACCUUCAAAGUUAUGCACAUAUUUUAGAUGUACAGUAGAAGUAACGAAGUACAUAACUCUGGCUCCCGGUCAAAACAUUGUAAAUGAAAGCGUGGAAUAAAAACCGGUUAGCCUGUAAGCUGCCAAGACAAGAACGCUUAUCUUUGGUGGAGGUAGAGGUGGGAAAAUUGCUGUGUAUUUAGGGCAAAAAUUAUAUCACUGAAACAUACAAAGUUAGUGGCUCCGGAUUGCUCAAAGCUAAAUUUAUCGCGUUUUGAAGUUGCGUACUUGCUUUAAGAUAGCAAAAGCCUUUUUAAAAACUUCUGUAUAUAUACGUGAUAUAGUUGCAGCACUGUGAAAAAAUUUAUUUUUUGGAAGUAACUUGUGCAUAUGGUUUGCUUGAAUAUGAAAGAAGUAAAACAAUGUGUUUGAUACAGUGGCGAUGCACGUAUCAAAGAACUUGCAUCUUAACGAAGUGGUUUCUACGCGACUUGAAUGUGGCAGUUCUAAGCUGCUGAGAGCUUUGGCACCAAGAUGGAGCUUUAGCUGAACCUUAGCUAUAGACAGUACGGGGAUUGUUGUGAAUAACUUUAUUUUCAAACUUUUGGCAUGACAUUGGUUUUUAGGACACUGAUAAAAAAUGCUGGCUCUUUUCCCACCUCUUCCUCAAUACCUUUGGUCUUCAUUUGCUGGUGGUGUUAGGCACACAGGUGUCCGGCAUUUGGAAGCAAAGCAGUUCGUUGCGAAGUACGACGGGUAUGGUGGGGGGGGGGGGGGGUGAAUGGCACAGAACUGGUUAUUUUUGUGCAGCAGGUGGACUUAAGAACAAAGGGUGGACUUUGUAGGGCAGGGAAUGUUCGAGACAUGCCUUUUGGUGGUGCGUUUGUAUACGUGUGUGUUGCUGUCCAUGCAGUGGGUCUUGCUUGCACGGACGUGUCUGAUUUGUUUAGUACAGGCGAUUCACUGUCUGCCAUUAACCUACAUCACAGUUACUGGUUGCAUUUUGCAUUGUCAAAAAGAAAUUUCGUGCAUUUUGUGAAAUGUUGUGCAAAAAGGCAUUCUUUGUUGCUUGUCCUUAGAACAUAUUCAUGGCCCUUUGUUGCUGGAUUGGUAAAAUGAGCCUUGAGUGGUAAACCGAAUGCGGGCACGUGCCAGAACCAUCAGUUAUGUUUAGCACACUCUUAUGCUGCAA